AUGGCUUUGAAUCAGUACCCUGCCCCAGUUGAUUACAACGGGCAGCUCGAGGCCUUCAAGGAUUUCCUCAAACAUUUCAAAAGCUUUGAGUCAGCCUCUGCUUCGGCCGCAACAGAAGCUAUCGAGGACCUCCACAUUGACGAAGAUGGCACUAGCGAUGAAUAUGAUUUUAUGGACGACGCUGAUGAGAGCGGAGCGCAAAGCAGAGGAGGGCGCCGCCGCAACAAGGAGCCCAAACUCAAGUACAUGCAGAUGCUACAGGACGUAGCCGACCGAGAACGCUCCGACGUUCUUAUUGAGCUGGAUGACUUGGUUACUUACGAGCGAUCGCUCCCAGAAGAAGUCGACUUGAAGCUUGCCCUGUCCGUGCAGAGAAACACCAAGCGCUAUAUCGAGGUCAUAUCUCAGGCAGUGGAUGCCGUUAUGCCGAAAGAAACAAAAGAAGUCUCGUUCAAGGAUGAUGUCCUCGAUGUGAUCAUGUCCCAGCGUGAGAAGCGUAACGAUGCGAUGAUGAUGGCUGCCGAAGCCGACCCCGAAGCCGCUAUUGAUCCCUCAAUGUUCCCUCCGGAGCUUACUCGUCGAUAUGUCCUUAACUUCAAGCCCCUCACUCCCUCAGGGUCCAGUAGCGAACGUGCUUCAAAGGCGCUGGCUGUGCGCAAUGUGCGCGCAGAGCAUCUUGGUAGCCUUAUUACAGUCCGCGGUAUCACCACUCGAGUGUCGGACGUCAAACCAGCUGUUCAGAUCAAUGCUUACACUUGUGACCGUUGCGGAAACGAGGUGUUCCAGCCCGUUACGACAAAGCAGUUUACCCCCAUGUCCGAGUGUCCUUCGAAGGAGUGCAAGGAGAACAACACCAAGGGUCAGCUCUUCCUCUCUACGAGGGCGUCAAAGUUCGUUCCUUUCCAAGAAGUCAAGAUUCAAGAGAUGGCGGAUCAAGUACCUGUCGGCCACAUCCCACGGACCAUGACCGUUAACUGCACCGGAACCCUUACGCGGCAGCUCAACCCGGGUGAUCUUGUGGAUAUCGCCGGUAUCUUCCUUCCUACACCUUACACCGGUUUCAGAGCAAUCCGCGCGGGGCUGCUCACAGACACAUACCUCGAAGCCCAGCACAUUACCCACCACAAGAAGUCUUAUACCGACAUUGGCAUGGACAGCCGAACCCUGCGCAAGAUUGAGCAGUACCAGCAAUCCGGCAACAUGUACGAAUAUCUUGCACGAUCGAUCGCACCUGAAAUCUACGGCCAUCUGGAUGUCAAGAAGGCGCUGCUACUUCUCCUCAUCGGCGGUGUCACAAAGGAGAUGGGUGAUGGUAUGCACAUUCGUGGUGAUAUCAACAUCUGCCUGAUGGGUGACCCUGGAGUCGCCAAAUCGCAGUUACUCAAGUAUAUUGCCAAGGUUGCACCGCGAGGUGUGUACACAACAGGUCGUGGUAGCAGUGGUGUCGGUCUCACAGCCGCUGUUAUGCGUGAUCCUGUGACGGACGAAAUGGUGCUUGAGGGUGGUGCUCUUGUGUUGGCAGACAACGGCAUCUGCUGUAUUGAUGAGUUCGAUAAGAUGGAGGACGGAGACCGAACUGCCAUUCAUGAAGUCAUGGAACAACAGACCAUCUCUAUUUCCAAGGCCGGAAUUACUACUACCCUGAACGCUCGUACCUCAAUCCUCGCCGCCGCCAACCCGUUGUACGGUCGGUACAACCCCCGACUCUCACCCGUCGAGAACAUCAACCUGCCAGCAGCGCUGCUUUCUCGUUUCGAUGUCAUGUUCCUCAUCCUCGACACUCCCUCCCGCGAUGCAGACGAGGAGCUGGCCAGCCACGUCGCCUACGUCCACAUGCACAACAAGCACCCUGAAAGUGAAGAUGCAGGCAUCAUGUUCUCACCUCAUGAGGUUCGCCAGUACAUUGCCAAGGCACGAACGUACCGACCUGUCGUUCCCUCCAAGGUCUCGGACUACAUGGUUCAAGCCUACGUGAAUAUGAGAAAGCGCCAGAAGCGCGACGAAGCAAACAAGAAGCAGUUCUCUCACAUCACCCCGCGUACCCUUCUUGGAGUUGUCCGUGUUUCCCAGGCGCUUGCGCGACUUCGAUUCAGUGAAGUUGUCGUUGAAGAGGAUGUCGACGAGGCCCUGCGUCUGAUUGAAGUCAGUAGGGCAUCCUUGACCAACGACGGCCAGUCACACCUCGACCAGAGCCCCACAUCCAAGAUCUACAACCUCAUCCGUGGCCUUCAUGAGAGCGGCGCGGCUGCCGUGGGAGAUGGCGAAGAGGGCGAGCUCAGCAUGAGGAGAAUCAGGGAGCGAGUCCUAGCCAAGGGCUUCACUGAGGAUCAGCUCACGAUGGCGAUUGACGAGUAUGAGAACUCUCACGUCUGGCAAGUCAUCGCCAAUGGCACGCGUCUUGUCUUCCUUGACAACGUCGAUGACAUGGACAUUUAA
This is a messenger RNA of Aspergillus mulundensis, 2436 nucleotides long. Its product is annotated as DNA replication licensing factor MCM7. Lineage: Eukaryota; Fungi; Ascomycota; Eurotiomycetes; Eurotiales; Aspergillaceae. Gene Ontology annotation, cellular component: nucleus; MCM complex. The coding region runs from base 1 to 2436 and encodes 811 amino acids. The record is from RefSeq and is a predicted model, not a curated record. Gene Ontology annotation, molecular function: single-stranded DNA binding; single-stranded DNA helicase activity; ATP hydrolysis activity. The transcript is spliced from 4 exons. Gene Ontology annotation, biological process: DNA strand elongation involved in DNA replication; double-strand break repair via break-induced replication; DNA replication.